Messenger RNA from Telopea speciosissima, 2249 nucleotides. RefSeq names its product cysteine-rich receptor-like protein kinase 3. The coding region runs from base 61 to 2007 and encodes 648 amino acids. NCBI's taxonomy places the organism in Eukaryota, Viridiplantae, Streptophyta, Magnoliopsida, Proteales, Proteaceae. Gene Ontology annotation, molecular function: ATP binding; protein kinase activity. The transcript is spliced from 7 exons. Gene Ontology annotation, biological process: protein phosphorylation. The record is from RefSeq and is a predicted model, not a curated record.
CUAUCUCCAAGAUCCCUUUUCCUCUCCCUUCUUCUUCUUCAUCUUCUUCGUCGUUUCACCAUGUCUUCACCGUGUUCAUUGAUUAUCUGUGUCUUCUUCUUGUUCUUCUCGUUAUUUACAAGUCUAUCUGUUUCGGACCCAAGAGCUACGAUGGCGGGUCUUAUAUGUUCCAACAAUACAGCAUCACCAUCCCAGCGACAGAGCUUUGUUGAUAACUUCGUGGCGGCCAUGGAUGCUGUUACCCCCCAAGUCACUUCCCGUAGAUAUGCCAGAGUUGUUAGUGGGAGUGGAAACACCACGGUGUACGCCUUUGGUCAGUGUAUGAAUGAUCUCUCGCAGACGGACUGUGACCUAUGCUUCGCCCAGUGCAAGACCCAGAUCCCCAAGUGUGUUCCCUUCCAAAAAGCGACUCGUGGUGGCAGAGAUUUCUUUGAUGGCUGUUAUCUGAGGUACGACGAGUAUGAUUUCUUCAGUGAAGCUUUGAGUCCUGAGGACCGGACUGUUUGUGGGAACCAAAGUUUCGCUGGAAAUCGGAUAGCUUUCAGGGCGAACACCAUCGUGCUCAUGAAGAAUCUGAGUGCCCAAGCACCCAAGAAUGGUGGUUUCUUCGUUGGGUACGUAGAUCGAGGGAACUCCACUGUGUACGGAUUGGCACAAUGCUGGGAGUAUUUGAAUGCAAGCGCUUGCAGUAGUUGUUUGCGAAAUGGGGUUUCAAGGAUUGGUUCAUGCCUGCCAAAUGAUGAAGGAAGGGUGUUGAACGCUGGGUGCUAUAUGAGGUAUUCGACGCAGAAAUUUUAUAACAAUUCAACGAGCGUUGCAGCUGGAGGAGGUGGAGGAGGCCACCACUUGGCCAUUAUUCUGGCUGUUACUCCUUCUGUAUUGGUGGCUCUGAUGGUUGUUGUGACAGCUAUUUUCUUUGGAAAGAGAGAACUCGCAAGGCGGAGGAGAGAGAGGAAACAACUUGGUGCCCUGGUGUCAACUGUAAAUAAGUCUGAGCUCAAUUUUAAAUAUGAAACUCUUGAAAGGGCCACAAACUACUUCGACAAUUCUAAUAAACUUGGCCAAGGAGGAUCUGGUUCAGUGUACAAAGGGAUUUUUCCAGAUGGGAGGGUUGUUGCCAUAAAGAGGCUUUUCUUUAAUACAAGGCAAUGGGUAGAUCAUUUCUUUAAUGAAGUCAAUUUGAUCAGCGGCCUACAUCACAAAAAUCUUGUAAAGCUGCUAGGUUGCAGUAUUACUGGUCCUGAAAGCCUUCUUGUUUAUGAAUAUGUUCCAAAUAGAAGCCUCCAUGAUUACCUUUUCGAUAGAAAUAAUGCUCGGCAGCUAAGCUGGGAGCUGCGAUAUAACAUCAUCCUGGGCACCGCUGAAGGCUUGGCCUAUCUCCAUGAAGAAUCAAACUUGAGGAUUAUUCACAGAGACAUUAAAUUGAGCAAUGUACUGCUUGAUGAGAACUUUACAGCCAAGAUUGCAGAUUUUGGGCUUGCUAGACUAUUCCCGGAAGAUAAGACUCAUGUCAGCACUGCAGUAGCAGGAACACUGGGCUACAUGGCUCCUGAAUAUGUAGUCUGCGGCAAAUUGACUGAGAAAGCAGACGUAUAUAGUUUUGGCGUGCUCGUGAUUGAAGUUGCUUGUGGGAAGAGGAACAAUUCCUUCUUGCAAGACUCAUUGUCUAUUUUACAGAUGGUUUGGAACCUGUAUGGGUCAGGUAGACUAUCCGAGGCUGUUGACCCACAGCUGGAGGGUGGGCUUCAUGAAGAAGAGGCCUGUCAGGUACUCCAAAUUGGACUACUUUGUAUUCAAGCCUCUGCAGAAUUGCGGCCAUCGAUGUCUAUGGUGGUAAAAAUGCUCACUGAUAAGCAUGACAUCCCCAGGCCGACACAACCACCAUUUCUUAAUUCGAGGAACAUGAUGAGCUCCAUACCUCCACCUGGAAGUUACAAUUCCCAGCCUGAAUCCUGUGGUCGAUCUUCUGGAAAUAAUGAGACAGAGAGCUUGAUUGAACCCAGAUGAACUAGUUUCCUCUUGAAGAAUCUUGCUUAUAUUAUGGAAUUCUAAUCUUGUCUUGUUACUCAAUUUACCUGGCUUACCUCGGGGCUUAAGACUGGCCUCAAGAUAGAGACUCCGCUCACUUUAUACAUCGAGUCUUCAGCAUUUUUCUGCAUGUCCUUGUAUUGGCCCAAUCUUGGUUGAAGUUGGACUGCCCUGAACGAUUCAGUAGGUGAGUGCUCAAUGGCUGGAACACACCUACAGGU